UCCAGUCCUUGGCUGGUGGCGCAGCCGGAACGCCAGUGGCUGCAUGAUGAGUGCAGAGGCCUCGGGGAGCGGGCCCGCUCUGCCGGAGCUCAUGCGCGAGGCCGAGACCAGUUUGCUCGAGUGCAAGGUGUGCUUUGAAAGGUUCGGCCAUCGCCAGCAGCGGCGUCCACGCAACCUGUCCUGCGGCCACGUGGUCUGCCUGGCCUGCGUGGCUGCCUUGGCGCACCCUCGGACGCUUGCCCUCGAGUGCCCCUUCUGCCGCCGAGCCUGCCGGGGCUCCGACACUAGCGACUGCCUGCCGGUGCUGCACCUCCUGGAGCUCCUGGGCUCCGCAUUGCGCCAGGCCCCGGCCACCCACCGCGUCCCCGCCUGCAGCGCUGGGACCCUCACCUGCCACCACGCCUUUGGCGGCUGGGGAACCCUGGUUAACCCCACUGGGCUGGCGCUAUGUCCCAAGACAGGGCGUGUGGUAGUGGUGCAUGACGGCAAAAGGCGGGUCAAGAUAUUUGAUUCCGGGGGAGGAUGUGCUCAUCAGUUUGGAGAGAAAGGGGACGCUGCCCAGGAAAUUAGGUACCCACUCGAUGUCACUGUCACCAACGACUGCCAUGUGGUUGUUACUGACGCCGGCGACCGCUCUAUCAAGGUGUUUGAUUUUUUUGGCCAGAUCAAAGUUGUCAUUGGAGGCCAGUUCUCCUUGCCUUGGGGUGUGGAGACCACCCCUCAGAAUGGGGUCGUGGUAACUGAUGCGGAAGCAGGGUCCCUGCACCUCUUGGAAGUGGACUUUCCAGAAGGGGUCCUCCGGAAAACGGAGAGGUUGCAAUCGCAUCUGCGUAGUCCCAGAGGGGUGGCUGUGUCUGGGCUCACGGGGGCCAUUGCAGUCCUAGAGCGCCCCCUGACUCUGGGGCCCGGGACCUGCAGCACCACAGUGAAGGUGUUCAGUGCAAGCAUGCAGCUCAUCGGCCAGGUGGAUACCUUUGGGUUGAGCCUCUUCUUCCCCUACGAAAUAACUGCCUCUGCGGUGACCUUUGAUCACCAGGGCAAUGUGAUUGUCGCCGAUACUUCCAGUCAUGCGGUCCUGUGCUUAGGCAAACCCGAGGAGUUUCCAGUACUGAAGCCCAUCAUCACCCAUGGUCUUUCUCAUCCUGUGGCACUGACCUUCACCAAGGAGAAUUCUCUUCUUGUGCUGGACAGUGCAACCCAUUCUAUAAAAGUCUUUACGGUUGAUUGGGGAUGAUGGGUGUGGUGAGGGGCCUGGGGCUUGGAAUCAGAAACCAUGGAGCCUACACUAAGGAAUUGUUUAGCCCUGGGUAAAGUAAAUUACUUAAUCUCAUCUAUCAAACAGGGGUCAAUAACUUCCUGGCAGACCUACAAAGGUUGAGGUAAUUAUUAAUAAGUGAAAGAGAACUAAUGAAAUCUACUGUUUAUUGAAUAGGUGCUCCCUGUGCUAAGAAACUUGUAAGUAUUAGCUCCUUUAAUCCUUAACAACUACCCAAUAAGGUAAUUCUAUUAUUGAUCCCAUUUUAGAUAUGAGAAAACAGACCCAGAGAGAUAAAGUGACUUAGCCAAAGUAACACUUAUUGUGACAAUCACCAUGAAAACUCAAUUUUGACUCCUGAAAACCUCUUUCUCUUAAAUAAAUAUGAUAAUAUAUGUGUAUGUGGGGGGGGUGGAAUAUGUGAAUGUAUAUUGUUGCCAUGUGUACACUAUUUCAAAUGGCCAUUUAUUUUAGUUAGAUGCACAAAGAUAGGAGACCUUGUUGAGAGUUCAAGAGAAAAGGGUUCAAGAGA
Molecule: messenger RNA, 1787 nt
Organism: Artibeus jamaicensis (Jamaican fruit-eating bat)
Lineage: Eukaryota; Metazoa; Chordata; Mammalia; Chiroptera; Phyllostomidae
Gene: NHLRC1
Product: NHL repeat containing E3 ubiquitin protein ligase 1
Exons: 1
Coding region: 44-1234 (396 amino acids)
Biological process (GO): negative regulation of translation; protein polyubiquitination; proteasome-mediated ubiquitin-dependent protein catabolic process
Molecular function (GO): translation repressor activity; protein binding; ubiquitin protein ligase activity
Source: RefSeq, a predicted model, not a curated record